AUGUCGGACUCUGCUCAAGUGUUUAUGGACAAUGUCUAUCAUUUAACAGGAUAUUUACACAGACUUCUUUUUCUUAUGAAAGAGCUAGAUAAAAAAGAACAUAAAAUAAAUAUAGGUAUUGAAAAGAAAGAAGAACUAUAUUUAGAAAGGUUACAUUAUGCUCACAAGAAUAAAUUAGAAAAUCAUAUAAAACAUAAUAAUAAUAAUAAUAAUAAUGAAAAUGAAAAUGAAAAUGAAAAUGAAAAUGAAAAUUCAAAUACAGAUUCUCAUGAUUCAAAUAAUGAAGAUAAUAAUGACAAAAAAAAUGACAUAUCUUUAGAACAUGUAUUGAAAAAGAUGAAAAAAAAAAAAAACGAUCUUUCUUUAAAUGAUAAUGAUUUGAAUAAUGAAGAAGACGAAAGGAAAAAUUUAGAUAACGAAAAUAAUAUGGAUAGGUCAAAUGGAUUUAUUAAAGAAGAGGAAGCAAAUAAUAUUGAAAAUAUGAAAAGUGAUGGUAAUAUACAAAGUGAUGAAAAAAAAAUAAAAAUAAAAAUAAAAAAAGAUUCUAUACAUAUAAAAGAAAAUGGAAAUUGUCAUAAUAAUAAUAAUAAUAAUAGUAAUAACAUUUUUGAUGAUAAUGAUGAAAAAGAGAAUAAAUAUAAAAAAAAAAAUAGUAAUAUUUUAAGUGAUAUCGAAAGUAAAAAUGAAGGGGAGGAAGCAAAAGACCAGAAUAAGAUGAAUCGUCUUUUUAAUAGUAGUAAUGAUAUUGAAGAAAAUAAAGAAAAUUACCCCUUUUCAUUUUCAAAACAUGAAGAGAAAGGUAUAGAAUUAGAUGAAUUUAAAAAUAAUGAUAUAAAAAAAAAUAUAUUAAAUGAAGAUGAAAAAAAUAUGGAUUUUUUAUUUAAUGAUGAUGAAAUGAAUAAAUAUUUAAAUGAAAUAAUAAAUGAUAGAGAACAAUGUAUGGCUUUAUUGAGAGAAAAAAUAUGUAUUAAUAAUCAGAUUGCAUAUAUGAUCAAACAUGAUUAUGAAAAAUUAAAAAAACAAUAUGAUAAACUAUAUACAGAAAUGGAAAUGAAUGGAGAAGUAUUACCACAUAUGUUUAACUCCUCAAAAAAUAAAUAUACAUCAACAGAAUAUGAUGAAUAUUAUAAUGUAAAGAAUAAAAAUAUUUAUGCUAUAGAUUAUCAUCAAUAUGAAGAUACCUAUGAUAUGGCAAGCUACAUGGAUAAAGCAAAAGAUGAUGAAGAAGAAGACGAAGAUGAAAAGGAUGAAUACCAAGAAAAUGAUGAUAUUGAAGAAGAAGAAGAUGAUGAUGAAGAGGAGGAGGAAAAGGAAGAAAUAAACAAAAAGAAAAAAAAAAAAAAAAAAAAAAAAGAACAUCAUAUUAAAGAGGAACAAAAUAAAGAAAAAUAUGGUAAGGAUAAAAUUAUGAAAGAAAAAAAUGUUAAAGAAAAAAAUGUUAAGGAUAAAAAUGUUAAGGAUAAAAAUGUCAAGGAUAAAAUUAUGAAAGAAGAAAAAGAAGGACAAAGCGAUUUACAAGAAUAUGAAACUGAAAGUAGUAAAAAUAAUAUUCCAAGAAAAAGCUUAAGCAAAAAACAUUCCAUUAAAUAUGAUGAUGAAUAUAUUCCAUAUAUUUCAGACAAAGUAAAAAGAUAUAAAAAACAGAAAAAAAACAAAAACCAAAAUAAUGAGUCUUCAAAUAAAUCAUACCAAAGUGGAAUUGAGAAAAUGGAAGGAGAAAAAAAAAAUGAACAAACAAAAAAUAUUGAUGAGAUAAAAAAUAUUGAUGAGAUAAAAAAUAUUGGUGAGAUAAAAAAUAUUGGUGAGACAAAAAAUAUUGAUGAGGUAAAAAUUACUGAUGAGAUAAAAAUUACUGAUGAGAUAAAAAUUACUGAUGAGAUAAAAAUUACUGAUGAGGUAAAAAUUACUGAUGAGGUAAAAAAUAUUAAUGGGGUAAAAAAAAAUAAGGAAAGCAAAGUGUAUAAUAAUACCAUAAAAAAAAAUGAAGAUAGUAAUAAAAGCAGGGAAAUCAAUCAUAGUAAUGAAACUAUCAAAAGUAAUAAUGAGGCUAAUAAAAAUAAAAGUUCUGAAAAAAUAAAAAGUAAGAGUGUUGAAAUUAAUAAAAAUAUAAUAAAUACAGAAAAAAUAAAAAGUAAGAGUGUUGAAAUUAAUAAAAAUGGUAAAACUAUUAACAAAAGUAAAAAUAAUGAUAGUAAAAAUAAAUAUAAAACAAAAAAUAAAAGUAAAAGUGUAAGUAUAAAUAUUGACAAUAAUAAUAAUAAUAAAUAUUUAAUUAAAAAUUGUUCAAACAUACAAACAAAUAAAAAUAACUCAGAAGAAAAUAAAACUAAAAACCAUGCAAAUAAUAAUGAGAGCUUAUCAUCUCAUAUAUCAUCUUUAUUUGAUAAAAAUCAAAAUGAAGAAACAACUGUAGGAAAUUCAACAAAAAAUGAAAAAUAA
Molecule: messenger RNA, 2439 nt
Organism: Plasmodium adleri (nom. inval.)
Lineage: Eukaryota; Apicomplexa; Aconoidasida; Haemosporida; Plasmodiidae
Product: conserved Plasmodium protein, unknown function
Exons: 1
Coding region: 1-2439 (812 amino acids)
Source: RefSeq, a predicted model, not a curated record